AUGACAUUGCGUCUCACGUCCGCUCCGGUGUCUGGCGUUAAGAAACGAAAGGCUUCUGCUCCCAAACCCCGCGCCUCGCCUUUUGCUGCCCAUGCACGCACUAAACAGAUAUCUGGUCGGCCCAGCAGCCUGAAGCCGACGGCUGAUUCGGGAUUUGAUGACCCGCUUCCCGACAUAGGCGGGUCUCGAUUCAUAUCGCAGACUGCGCCAGUCCAGGAUGUUCUACAGGCUAUUCAGUAUAUUCGCGAUGGAAUGUUCGAGGAACUUCCAACGCGUGCAGGCAUGAACAGCACACGGAUUGCACAAGUUCUGAAUUUACGGCGCUCGUUGCCUCCACUAGCCUCUGUGGCCCAUGUCCAUACCCUCUUGGACGCCCCCACGCAAGUGGAAAGGGAGAUAGUCGAACAGAUCAAGGCCGGCCGGAUUCGUCGACUUAUCAUCCCUGGACGCGGCAAUGAUGCGGCAGGCCUGGGUGACUGUCUGGUAUUAGCAGAGGACUGGGAGAAGCUGGUGCAGGGAAGCUCUGAAUUAGAGCAACCGGUAAAAGAUAAAUUUAUUGAUAUCCUGAAACGGAUUGGGACCUCGUCGGCAAUAUCGCAGGGGGUCUUCACGACGGAUGAGUACAGGGCUCUGCUCCGUGCCGGAUUUAUCGUUUCCUCGUCGUCUUAUACGCAAGGCACUUUAAGUAUUGCCUCGCUGCCCAAUCUGCCGCAGAUGGCAUCUUCGUCAGCAAGCCGAAACGAGUCUAUUCCGCUUUCCGAGCGCCCAGUGCAAACCGCUGCUCAAGCUCGUGCUGCCACUCUCUUCCUAUCGCUACCUAAUACGGGCUCUUAUCUCCGCUUGCUAGGAUUAGGUCGCGCACAUAUGGUCGCUCUUCUUCGGCGAUCCGCUUCUGGCGAAGCCCCUCUAGGGUUGUUGAAAGACCGUUGGGAUGGAGCUGUUGAGACUGAGAAGAGCUUCCACGUAGCCAAGCGGGCUCGUGGCGAGUUCACCGGAGUCUUACCAGGUAAGACCAAGAAGUGGAAAGAGCUAUAUGGAAUGAGCUUUCGGUGGGCACUAGAGGAAGCACUAGGCGCGGGACUAGUUGAGAUGUUUGAGACUGGCAGCGUUGGACCUGGGGUCCGCUGCUUAUAG
Messenger RNA from Penicillium bovifimosum, 1134 nucleotides. RefSeq names its product Stk19 family serine/threonine-protein kinase. NCBI's taxonomy places the organism in Eukaryota, Fungi, Ascomycota, Eurotiomycetes, Eurotiales, Aspergillaceae. Bases 1 to 1134 code for a protein of 377 amino acids. Gene Ontology annotation, molecular function: protein serine/threonine kinase activity. The record is from RefSeq and is a predicted model, not a curated record. Gene Ontology annotation, biological process: protein phosphorylation; positive regulation of Ras protein signal transduction. The transcript has 2 exons.